Molecule: messenger RNA, 2552 nt
Organism: Calidris pugnax (ruff)
Lineage: Eukaryota; Metazoa; Chordata; Aves; Charadriiformes; Scolopacidae
Gene: CNIH3
Product: cornichon family AMPA receptor auxiliary protein 3
Exons: 6
Coding region: 151-633 (160 amino acids)
Biological process (GO): regulation of AMPA receptor activity; vesicle-mediated transport
Cellular component (GO): synapse; dendrite
Source: RefSeq, a predicted model, not a curated record
GGCUCGGCGGAGGGAAGGGAGGGGAUGUGAGAGGACCUAGCCCGUCCGGGCUCGGUUCUGCUUCUGUGCGGCUCUCCCCGCGGGGCUUCCGAUCGCCCGCCGGGACCCCCCGCAUCCCUCCCCAGCGGGGGCGGGGGGCUCUCCCUCGCCAUGGCCUUCACCUUCGCCGCCUUUUGUUACAUGCUGUCACUGGUCCUCUGCGCCGCCCUCAUCUUCUUCGCCAUCUGGCAUAUAAUUGCCUUUGAUGAACUUCGGACAGACUUCAAAAGCCCGAUAGAUCAGUGUAACCCCGUCCACGCAAGAGAGCGGCUGAGAAAUAUUGAGCGUAUUUGCUUCCUCCUGCGCAAGCUGGUGUUGCCAGAGUACUCUAUCCAUAGUCUUUUCUGCAUAAUGUUUUUGUGCGCUCAAGAGUGGCUCACUCUGGGGUUAAAUGUCCCUUUGCUUUUUUAUCACUUCUGGAGGUAUUUCCGUUGCCCAGCAGAUAGUUCAGAGCUAGCAUAUGAUCCACCUGCAGUCAUGAAUGCAGAUACCUUGAGUUACUGUCAGAAAGAGGCCUGGUGUAAGCUAGCUUUCUAUCUCCUUUCCUUCUUCUACUAUCUGUACUGCAUGAUCUACACUUUGGUGAGCUCUUAACUGAAAGAUCAUCAUUAAAGACUGAAAACAACAAAGGCUGGAGGUGUAAGGAUGGGUGAGCCAAGUGAUACGUGAUUAAAAAAAGAAGUAAAGAGAUGAAAACUUUGAACCCAAGAAGUAAGUAGAGUACGUGAAAAAGAGACCCAGCAAGAAGCAGCAGAAUACCGUUGGAGAAAGGCUGAGUAAACUGUUUAUCUCCUUUUUCUCAGCCUGGUGCAGUAAAUUACUUUCAAAACCCAAAUAAAGCAAAAAAAAAAUGCAACAAGGUGGGCCAAGUUACAGAACUAUUAACUUCUUGAGGGAUAAUACUGCUUGGUUAAGUGGACUCAUUAUAAACUGUAGCCCGUACUGUCUUCCAGGGAGCAAAGCUUCUUUUCUUAAUGACAGUUCUGGACUGAGGAAGCAGAGGGCAAGAUCGUCUUACAGAUAUACAAUACAGUCUGGAUGAGCACCAGCUGGAGUUCAGAUAAAACAUGGGACUGUUCUGCAGGGAUAUUCACAUGACACUAAUCAAACAGGGAUGUUGGAUCUUGUAGAAUUGCUUUGGUGAUUUUUCCCCACCCAUAACAACAAUAACAAAAUAAUUUGCAGUUGCUGUUUUCUAAUGACAUGUAGGUGAACAGCCAGUAUGUUUCUGUACUUCAUUUGUGAUGCACCGGUAACAUACAGUGAUAUGUAUAAAUACUUCAGGCUCUUCCUAAUCGUGCCAAGCACUUAUCAGAACAAUGUUCCUCUGACUGCAAAAAAGAGAUAAAACCUACAUGUAUUAAGGUGGAUUGUAACAGAGGUGUUAUAUUCAUCACAAUGCUGGAUAACAAAAUACUGGACCAGCUAAUGGUGGUCUGUAAUUCUGUUUUGCAGCUUUAUUUCUGCUGUCAAAUUUGAGCUGAAAUGAAUGCACAAAAUGUUUUUGUCUUGUAUGAGGUUCGUAUUGAAAGUAGUUCAGGUUUUUUAUAAUUUAAACAUUUUUAAAUUUUAUCAUACAAUUCACAUUUAAAUUCAUCUAUAUGGGCUGUGUAUAUAUAUAUAUAUAUAUAUGAAUAUACAAAUACAAAUGUACAUAAACACUCACAAUCUAGUUAUAUUUUAGCUUAAUCUGUUUGAUUGACAGGUCAAAGGCAUCAAGUGUCCAGAACUGCUGCUAAAUACAUUUCAGCGCUGAACCUAGUGGAGCAGGGCUGGUUCCCUCAAAGUCACUAAGGUAUUUGCGUGUGGUCACUGGUGCUCUGGGGUGGUAGACAAGCCUGUAAGAUCAAGACUAACACUAGUCCAUGCACAGAGGCCCCUUGGGUCUUGCAUUGUGAAUGAGCUAGGAGGAGAUCUUGCUACUGGGUCUUGUUAGCAGUAGCUCAUUGCUGACCCUGCCAGAUUUGGUCUAGCUUUUGGGGGCCAAGAGAUUCUUCCUUUACCAAACUCAGAGGCUUUUUUUAGUCUGGGCACAGGACUUGAUGUGAUACCACAUUCAGCGCUGGCUCUCUGCCAACAUACUUGUUUUAGAGCACAGUGCAGAAGCAAUGGCUGAAUUGGAGACAUCUCAUGUCUGGCAAUGUCCAGUUGGAGCCGAGGUGACUUCAUGUGUCCAAUCUGGCAUGGGCUGGACUGCCAGCAGGUCAACUGCUUGCCUGCAUGGCUGAGCAGAAGCUCUGUGAGGUUUUUGUAACUGGCAUUACACCUAAUUCUUGACUUUACACAAAUGGCGCUUAUAUAUGUAGAUCUUCUGAAUGUAGCAUCAGGUGACUUCAAGGAAAUAAUACUUGAAUGGAUGUGCCAGGUCACUUGAAACAUGCUCUUUGUUUCAGACCAGUUCAUCACUAUACUUAUCAAAUUCCACUUGAAGGCAGAACAGUUUGUUUGAUCCCACUACUGCUAUAAGCAAGUGUUUCUGGGAUCUCACUGCUCUGGUGCUAGAAAGUUUUUCU